This is a messenger RNA of Coniophora puteana RWD-64-598 SS2, 1014 nucleotides long. RefSeq names its product putative fungal pheromone GPCR STE3-type. Gene Ontology annotation, molecular function: mating-type alpha-factor pheromone receptor activity. The record is from RefSeq and is a predicted model, not a curated record. Bases 1 to 1014 code for a protein of 337 amino acids. Gene Ontology annotation, cellular component: membrane. Gene Ontology annotation, biological process: G protein-coupled receptor signaling pathway. NCBI's taxonomy places the organism in Eukaryota, Fungi, Basidiomycota, Agaricomycetes, Boletales, Coniophoraceae. The transcript has 5 exons.
AUGGUCCCUCCGAAUCAGCUCUUUUCUGCUUUCGCUUUUCUCGGGUUCGUGCUGGCCGGGAUCCCGUUGAGGUGGCAUCUUGAACGCUGGAACGCCGGAACAUGCAUGUACAUGAUCUGGGUGAGCCUGGCGUGUUUCGUCCAGUUCGUGAACUCCAUUGCGUGGAACGGCACGACGGCGAACUUUGCCCCUGUCUGGUGCGAUAUAUCUUCACGAUUUGUAAUUGCGACGAGCGUUGCUAUACCUGCCUCUUCGCUUUGCAUCACUCGACGACUUUACCUUUUGACGACUUCAAAAACACUGACGCGCCGAUGGGCUGAUCGGCGGAGAGAACUCUAUAUCGAUCUGGCGAUCGGCGUAGGUCUCCCACUACUAGUCAUAGCUUUAGAAUACAUCGUCCAAUCCCAGCGUUACUCCAUUUUCGAGAACAUCGGAUGCUGGCCAAGCACGUCCAACACCAUCCCGGCCUACUUCCUCGUGUACAUGUGGCCGCUCGCGAUCGGGCUCGUCUCCGCUGCGUACGCCACGCUCACGUUCCGAAUCGCAUUAACACGUAAAUCCAACGUCCUCAACAUCCUCGCGGAAAGCAGCCCACACGUUACAGCAUCCCGAUAUUGGCGCCUCAUGCUCCUCAGCGCGAUGGAGGUUGUGUUUACGGUUCCUCUUAGCAUCGUGCCCCUCGUUGCGAAUGCAAGGCUCGGGGUCGAGGUCUGGCCCGGGGUUGCGGCGAUGCACGAGAACUUUGGGAGCAUUCCGCGGGUUAGCGCUGCGGCGUGGCAGGGGACACCGUCGGUCGCGUUCGGCAUGGAGAUGACACGGUGGUCGAGCGUGUUUUGCGCGUUCGUGUUCUUUGCGUGUUUCGGACUCUCAAGCGAGGCAAGGAGGUGUUAUCGUGGGGCGUACGAGGACUUCAAGGGGUCGAAAACCAUGGUCUCCUCUUGGGCUUGGGGUACGACUGUCGGGUGCUGGCAUGACAGGUCCGUUUCCACCACUGCUUUUCGGGUGAUAAGAUAG